AUGGGAGACUGGAACUUCCUUGGUGGGAUCUUGGAGGAGGUGCAUAUCCACUCCACCAUGGUAGGCAAGAUCUGGCUCACCAUCCUGUUUAUAUUCCGGAUGCUGGUGCUGGGCGUGGCGGCGGAGGAUGUGUGGAACGACGAGCAGUCAGACUUCAUCUGCAACACUGAGCAGCCCGGCUGCCGCAACGUCUGCUACGACCAGGCCUUCCCUAUCUCCCUCAUCCGCUACUGGGUUCUUCAGGUGAUUUUUGUGUCCUCCCCCUCCCUGGUCUACAUGGGUCACGCCAUAUACCAGCUGCGUGCCCUGGAGAAAGAGCGUCACUGUAAGAAAGUGGCCCUCCGGCGGGAGCUGGAGGCCGUGGACGCAGAGCUGGUGGAGGUGAAGAGGAGAAUUGAGAAGGAGAUGAAGCAGCUGGAGCAGGGUAAGCUCAACAAAGCUCCUCUGAGGGGCUCCCUGCUCUGCACCUACGUGGCUCACAUCGUGACCCGCUCGGUGGUGGAGGUCAGCUUCAUGACGGGUCAGUACGUCCUGUACGGACACCGCCUCAGCACUCUGUACAAGUGCGAACGGGAGCCUUGCCCAAAUGUGGUGGACUGCUUCGUCUCCAGGCCCACGGAGAAAACAGUCUUCAUGAUGUUCAUGCAAGCCAUUGCCUGCAUCUCCCUGUUCCUAAGCCUGCUGGAGAUCAUGCACCUGGCCUUCAAGAGGAUCAAAAAGGGCAUCCUGAACUACUACCCCCACCUGAAGGACGACCUGGAUGAUUAUUACGUGAGCAAGUCCAAGAAAAACUCGGUUGUACAUCAGGUUUGCGUUGGGACUUCAGUGGGUCGGAAGACCACCAUCCCCACAGCACCCAGUGGAUACACUCUACUGCUGGAGAAGCAGGGCAAUGGACCCAACUACCCCAUCCUCAGUGCCUCUUCUGCCUUUGUCCCCAUACAGGGGGACCCUGGUGGAAAGCCGGACUGCCACAAGGAUGUCAAGGAGGGAGCGCUGAGUCCCAUGGAGCAGAACAGCAACUCCAACAACACCAGCAGUGAGACCCGCUCCCCUCCUGCAGACAAGCAGGGCGAGGCGGAGGAGGCCAGUUCCCCCCACCACCACGACAUGGAGUGUGGGAGCUCAGAGUACCCAACCCUGCCAGCGGUGGACACCUCCUCCUGCCCCGCCCUGUCGGGCAUAGUGAGGAAGUCCAGGAGGGUCAGUCCGCCGUGGAACUGCUCCACGGUCGUGGAGGGGAACUGCUCGGACAGCGGAGACUCCUACCAGGGAAACAGCAGCAUGAAGCUGCGCAGCAGCUGCAGCGGCCCCCGCUCCAGGGUGGUCUCCAGAUCAGACGGCAAGAGGCCAAGCCGGCCCCAGAGCCCAGACUCCACGGGGGAGCUGAGCUCCGUGUCCCGACACAGCCGAGAGAGCAACAGCCCCACCACCUCCUCCCCAAACCGCCGAGUGUCUGCGGCGAGCAGUGGCAGCAGCAGACGAGCCCCCACUGACUUACAGAUAUGAUGGCUGCAGAAGACUGAGGUUCAUCUUUAAAGACAUCAACAGCACGAAGAAGCCUUUGCCACAUAUUGCUGUAGAGAUUAUCCUUUAAACCCCACAGACGACCUUUUUCCUGCCGUUUCGAGGGACCAGAAGGGCUCAGUUUUGUUCGGACUCUGGGAAUUUCACGCCUUCCUAACCAGUGGAGAGAAUUAGAAAACUCACUUGAUCUUUUAGGCUUGUAAACAGAAACAUUUCCCAUCUGAAGAAACCCAACACCAUCCAAACAUGCAAACAAAUGGAACACUUCAUCUCUUUUCUGAAGUUUUAUGUUUAUAUCAAAAAUUCAACUAGAUAUCGAGUCAUGUGGU
Molecule: messenger RNA, 1856 nt
Organism: Oryzias melastigma (Indian medaka)
Lineage: Eukaryota; Metazoa; Chordata; Actinopteri; Beloniformes; Adrianichthyidae
Product: gap junction alpha-9 protein-like
Exons: 1
Coding region: 1-1509 (502 amino acids)
Biological process (GO): cell communication
Cellular component (GO): connexin complex
Source: RefSeq, a predicted model, not a curated record